Molecule: messenger RNA, 1311 nt
Organism: Amphiprion ocellaris (clown anemonefish)
Lineage: Eukaryota; Metazoa; Chordata; Actinopteri; Pomacentridae
Product: microfibril-associated glycoprotein 4-like
Exons: 4
Coding region: 1-462 (153 amino acids)
Biological process (GO): elastic fiber assembly
Source: RefSeq, a predicted model, not a curated record
AUGAGUGAGUUCAGCUGUUACAUCUGCCAGAGGAGUCAAAAGAGGAGGCUGGAUGGCUCGGUGAACUUCUACAGGCCUCAGACCCACUACCAGACGGGCUUCGGUUCCGCUGCUGGAGAGCAUUGGCUGGGCCUUGAGAAUCUCUUCCAGCUCACUUUGAGGAAGAGGUACGAGCUGUUGAUGGACAUGGAGGACUUCAGUGGGAACAAGGUGUUCGCUCAGUACUCCUCGUUCUCCAUCGAGUCAGAAUCCAACGGAUACAGGCUUCAUGUGUCUGGAUUCAUCAACGGAGGGGCAGGAGACGCCCUGAUUAUUCACAAUGGACAGAAGUUCUCCACCUUGGACAAAGACCAGGACUCCUAUGAAGGGAACUGUGCCAGACUACACCUGGGGGCGUUCUGGUAUAAUAACUGUUAUUUCAUAUUUUCACAUCAACAGAUCAAAAUGGGGAGCUAUUUUUAAGUUAAUGUUCAUGUUAGCUUGUGGAAUGAAAGAAGCUAAAGUUAGCUUCUGUCACAUAUCAAAUCCAUAGACUCUGUAUAUGUUUAUAUACAGUCUAUGAUUAAAUCUAUUUAUUUAAUAGCACCUUUUAAAAUGAGUCCAGCUGAUCAAAGUGCUUCAUGUACAUUUAAUAAGACAGACAACAGCUAGCUGCCUACAUGUUAGCCAGCUAGCUAGCUAAGACAGGAUAAUGUUUUAGUUAAUGAAAUACUGCACCACGUGAAGCUAAAGUGAUAAAUUGUGUGUUGUCCUCACAGUGAAUCUUCCUGGUUUUACUGCUGAUUAUUAUUCAUUUCAACAACUUUUAAAGUUUGACUUUAGCAGCUCUGGACGGCUUCUGUUUAGCAGUUAGCUCUUGUAAAAACGCAUCCGCCAUUUAGAAAUCUGAAAUGUCGUUUAGAAUCUAAUUUUAAAUGUUGACAUUUUUGUCUUUAACAAGUACACAGUGUAUAAUUAAAUAUUAUGGAGUUCGGGGUAAAACUCCCCAAAACGCACAUUUGUUUAAAGGAGGAGGACAAAUAUUGACGUUUGGUCACAGGAAGCUUCAAAACGCUGACUUGACACUCAUGAAGCUUUUAUUUUGGCUUCCACUCAGCGGAAGUUGCUGUGUUUUUAUGUAACUUGAAACGGUUUCGGUGAUUUUAUGAAACUACAGAAACUAACGGAUGUUUUAACGGACCGUGUGUCUCUGCGGAGCCUCGGUUCGACCUGUUUCAAAGGACCUACUUUAUCUUCGGCUGCAUUUUGAAGAGAAACGGCGGAUUCAUCAACUCCGGGAAGGUUUUUGUCCGGCCGCUGAUAGGCGGAAGU